CGAGGUGGUUGCGACUCGUGAGCUUCCACACUGAUCGAGGGUUUAGGGUUUUCCCCUCCCCUCCCCUCCUCCUCCCCGAGCCCCCGCCGCCACCGGCAUGGCUGGGGCGGGGGACGAGGACGAGUUCAAGGACGCCUUGGCGGCCGCGGAUUCGCCACCUUCCUCGCCGUCGCUCGCCUCCAAGCCCAAGCCCGCCGCUGCUGCUGGGGGCGGUGGUGGCCUCGGGAGGAGGCUGCUCUCCUCCAUUCCUAUCCCCGCCUCUCUCUCCGCCGCGAUCGGCCGGUUCUCCGGCCCCAAGCCGCCGCCGGCCAACGUGGGUCUCGGCCUCCUGCUCCACGGGGACCUCGCUACCCCCGCCGACGGCUACGGCACCCCUGCCUCCGACGCGGCUACGGCUAUCAGCAGCCCCCACCUGCCCCCGUUGGCUUCUCUCCAGCGGCAGCACGGGGAGGAUCAGGUUGCUAUGCUUGGCGCAGGUGUGGGGGAGGAGGGUCUAGGGCUAGUACCGGCGGAGGAGCAAGGGCGGCCUACAGCUGAAGAUCGGGAGCAGGAAGGGGUUGCUGUUGAUGGGUGCUCUGCGAACAGAAAUGAUUUCUCUUUGCGUGGUCAGGAGGAGGAGGGGGAGCAGUGCCAUGGUGAUGAAUUGGGGGUGGCCGUGGACGGUUGCAUGGUCCAAGAUCAAGAGGAGUUGGUGGAGCAGGAAGGGGCCCCCAAGGAUUGUGCUGCUGUGGUGGAAGAUCAGAGUAACAGCACUGCUGUAGAGCAAUGCGCCAGUGACGAAACAAGGGCAGUCAAGGAUGACAAUGCUGUGGAAGUAAAGGAGCAGGUGACAGACCAAGAAGGUGCUGUUAGCAUACUGUUUGCAGCCGAGGAUGGCAUUGCUGUGGGAUCGCAAGAGGAGGAUGAUGUGCUUGUGGCAAAGCAUGGUGAGGAUGUUAUUUCUGUACAAGAUCAGCUUGAGGUGGUGGAGCAGUGCACUGGUGAUCAAUUGAGAACAACCACAGACGAUAGUGCUGGGCAAGAUCAAGAUUUGUUGGAGCAAGAAGAGGCAACCGAGUAUUACACUGUUCUGGGAGCUGUAGAACAAUGCAACAAUGAUGGGUCAAAAGAGGUGAAGGAUGUCAAUAUCAUGGAAGAAGAGGAGAGGGCGGUGGAACAAGAAGGUGCUCUUGGCAUACUGGAUGCAGCCAAGGAUCUUUGUGUACUGGAUACAGCCAAGAAUGGUGCUCCUGUGGAACCUCAAGAGGAGGAUGUGGUGGUCAAAGAGCAAAAUGAGGAUGUCAUUUUUGUACAAGGUCAACAUAAGGUAGUGGAGCAGUGCACUGGUGAUCUAUUGAGAACAGCCACAGAUGAUAAUGCUGCACAGGAUCAAGAUGUGGUGGAGCAAGAAGGGGCAACCGAGUAUUACACUGCUGUGGAAGCUGUAGAACAAUGCACCAAUGAUGGAUCAAAAGCAGUCAAGGAUGGCAAUGUUGUGGAAGAAAAGGAGAAGGCCGUGGAGCAAGAAGUUGCUCUUGGCAUUCUGGAUGCAGCUAAGGAUUGUUCUACUGUGGAAUCACAAGAGGAGGAUGAUGUGGUGGUGGCAGAGAAGAGUGGGGACAACAUUUCUGUGCAAAAUGAACAUAAGGUGGUGGAGCAGUGCACUGGUGAUCAAUUGAAAGCAACUGCUGAUGAUAAUGCUACCCAAGAUCAAGGAGUGCUUGAGCAAGAAGUGGCAACCGAGUGUUAUACUGCUCUGGAAGCUGUAGAAGAAUGCGCCAAUGAUGAAUCAAGAGCAGCCAAGGAUGGCAAUGUUGUGGAAGAAAAGGAGAGGCCGCUGAAGCAAGAAGGUGAUGUUAGUGUACUGAAUGCAGCCAAGGAUAACAUUAUUGUGGAAUCACAAGAGGAGGAUGUGGUGGCGGCAGAGCAAUGUGAGGGUGACAUUUCUGUACAAGAUCAACAUAAGGUGGUGGAGCAAUGCACCAGUGGUUUGAGAACAACCAUGGAUGAUAAUAGUGCAGAAGGUCAAGAGGUGGUGGAGCAAGAAGGUGCCGUUGUUGAUAGGGACUCGACAACCUAUGGCAUUGCUGUUGAAGAUAAAGAGAAGGAAGUGAAACAAUCUGCUUGUGACGAAUCAAGAGCAACCAAUGAUGAAAAUGCUGUGGAAGCUAACAAGAAGAUGAUGGAUCAAGAAGAUGUCAUUGACAAACAUGGUGUGAUCAAGGAUGUCAGUGCUGUGGAGUUACUAGAGGAGAACAGCGUAGUGGUUGUAGAGCAAGGUGGGGAUGCCAUCACUCUACCAGACGAGGGUAAUGUGGUGGAGCAGUGCACCAGUGAUCAACUGAGAGCAACCAUGGAUGAUAAUGCUGCAGAAAACCAAGAGAUUGGGGAGCAAGGAGGUGCCAUUGUUGAAAGGGUUGUGAUUACAGAUGGCAUUAGUGUUGAAGAUCAAGAGAAGGAAGUAGAGCAAUCUGCUGGUGCUGAAUCAACAGCAACCAAGGAUGAGGAUGGUGUGGAAGAUAAUGAGGACGUGGUGGUUGCAGAGCAAGGUGGGGUUGAGAUCUCUGUAGGAGAUGUGGGCAAUGUGGUGAAGCAAUGCACCAGUGAUCAGCUGAGAGCAAACAUGGAAGAUAAUGCAGCAGAAUGCCAAGAGGAGGUGGUGGAGCAAGAAGGUGCCAUUUUUGAAAGGGGUGCGACCGUAAGUGGCACUACUGUUGAAGAUCAAGACAAGGAAGACGAGCAAUCUGCAGGCAACGAAUUAAGAGUAACCAAGGAUGAGAAUACUGUGGAAGAUGCCAUUGACAAACAAGGUGCAACUAAGGAUGGCAGUGGUGUGGAGUCACAAGAGGAGGACGUGGUGCUUGGAGAGCAAGGUGGAGAUGGCAUUUCUGUACGAGAUGAGGGUAAUGUGGUGGAGCAAUGCAGCAGUGAUCAACAGAGAACAACCACAGAUGAUAAUUCUGCAGAAGAUCCAGAAAUGGUGGAUCAAGGUGUUGCUAGCAUACUGGGUGCAGACAAGGUUGACAUUGCUGUGGAAUCGCGAGAGGACAUUGUGGUGGCAGAGCAAGUUGAGGAUGGUGUUUCUGUACAAAAUCAAGAUAAGGCUGUGGAGCAAUGCACCAGUGGUCAACUGAGAACAAGCACAGAUGGUUUUGCUGCGGAAGAUCAGGAGGCAAGCAGGGAGAAUAUUGGUUUUUCUACACGAUACCCACAGAGGCCUGGUAAACUGAACUGCCGUUUUUACAUGUCAAACGGGAGCUGCUCAUAUGGGUCAUCAUGCCACUUCAAUCAUCCACAGCUCAAAGCAACACUGGAAGUUUCAAAUUUCCCCUCUGAACAAAGAAAUCGUGAAGUUGAAUUUCUGGAACUGAACCGUGUUGGCCUCCCCAUUCGAGAAGGAGCAAGGAAAUGUACCUAUUACAUGCGUAAUGGUACGUGCAGAUAUGGAAAGAAAUGUUGUUUUAACCAUCCAGAGCAAGUCCUUGAUGUUCAACUUCACAUGCCAACAGGGUGGGAUGAUACUAACUUGCAAUCUUCCCCGCACUCAAAGAAAUCAGCUGAACAUACAACCAUAAAUGACAUAUCAUCUGGCUCUGAGAUUCUUCCUCCAAACAUACUUCGGAUGCUUUUACCUCCUCAGAAUGAGCCUCCUUGUACAGAAGAAAAAGAAAUGAAGGUGAAUAAGGAUCCCGAUUGGCCAUCUGCUUCAGAUGAUUCUGAUGGGUGCUGUUCAGCAGACAGUUCAGAUGGGCCUUUGUGCAAGCAGGAACACGUGGACUAUCCUGAGAGGCCUGAAUGCCCUUUCCUUCAGAGAUUUGGUAAUUGUAAGUUUGCAUCAGCAUGCCAAUACUAUCAUCCAGAAGACAAAUUUCCAAGUAGAUACAAUCCAAUAGACAAAUUCCCAAGUAGAUACCAUCCAAAAGACAAUUUCCAAAGUAGAUACCGUUCAAAAAGAGACCCACCACUGGCAGAAGAACUGAAGGUUUAUCCUGACAGACCUGGUGAACCUGAAUGCCCCUUCUAUAUGAAAACUGGGUCCUGUAAAUUUGGGGCAGACUGUAAAUUUCAUCACCCAAAGGAUUUAACCCAAAGCAUGCAGUGCCCAGGAAGUCCAAAAAGGUCGGUUGCUGCUAAUGAACACAAUCCAGCAGCUAGAAUCCCAAGCAUACAUGGCCCAGCAAGUCCAGAACGGUCGGUUGCUGCUAACGAACACCAUCAAGCAGCUAGAAUCACACUACAGGACCAUAUGCACCAGCAACAAAAAUAUCCUGCAAGACCUGGUCAACCAGAUUGCCGGUACUACAUGCAAUUUGGGACGUGUAAAUUUCAAUCAGCAUGUAUGUUCAAUCAUCCAAAAGAUAGACUUUCAAGUGGGUGGCAUCCGGCACAAUGCCCAUUCUACAUGAAAACUGGGACAUGCCAAUUUGGAUCAGCUUGUGAAUUUUCUCAUCCCAAAGAUCAGUGUUCAAGCACAGGGGAAGCAAUUGGUGAUGGUACUGACUAUGAGCAUGAUUUCGUCACGAAGUCGGAGAAUGUUCUGCAACAACAGGAAAAGACAAUAUAUCCUGAAAGACCUGGCGAACCUGAGUGUUCUCACUACAUGAAGCAUGGCUACUGUAAAUUUCAGAAGAGCUGCAAAUUCCAUCAUCCGACAUACCGUCUUUCAAGGACAUAGGACAAUUUCGCCACUACCACUUCUGUAGCUGACUCAGGUGGGGGUAUGACUGGCUGUGGCUGAUGAUUGGAGGAAGUUUUGAUGAUGGAACAUAAAUGCUUGUAGGGACGUAGCUUGAACCCUAGUCUUCCUUGGUGAAGGGAUCAAUUAGUUCAUGUUUAUGUUGAAUUCCUGCCCUAUUCGUCGUCUAGAGUUCUCGCACCGGAUGUGAACUGCCUGGUGGCUCCCAACGCCCAGUCACUAAUGCCAUUUAACGUUGAUGCGACCUCCCUGUGUUGUUAACUUGAGGUUGCGAACUACGCAAUUGGCAUGCAGCUCUAGAAUCUAGAUGCCUGCACUGACCGAAGAUUGUGAUCAUGGCCAGAUUAAAAUAUCGGACCAUCUUUUGUAA
Molecule: messenger RNA, 5045 nt
Organism: Panicum hallii
Lineage: Eukaryota; Viridiplantae; Streptophyta; Magnoliopsida; Poales; Poaceae
Exons: 6
Coding region: 98-4654 (1518 amino acids)
Molecular function (GO): mRNA binding; metal ion binding
Source: RefSeq, a predicted model, not a curated record